Molecule: messenger RNA, 2812 nt
Organism: Rosa rugosa (rugosa rose)
Lineage: Eukaryota; Viridiplantae; Streptophyta; Magnoliopsida; Rosales; Rosaceae
Product: protein gamma response 1
Exons: 5
Coding region: 238-2142 (634 amino acids)
Biological process (GO): double-strand break repair via homologous recombination; DNA double-strand break processing involved in repair via single-strand annealing
Cellular component (GO): site of double-strand break
Molecular function (GO): single-stranded DNA binding; damaged DNA binding; Y-form DNA binding
Source: RefSeq, a predicted model, not a curated record
UUCGAAGUAAAAUAUAACGUCCCGCCAUUAGAGAGUAGAGAGCUGCUGGUCUAGUAAUAAAGAAAGAAACUCGCUUCCAGAUAUGCCCCUCCAACCCUAGAAGAACCCAACCCACACUGACCCAGAUCUUCUACCCUCUUCCAUUUCUACUCAGGGGCUUCAGAGAAGACCGGAAUCGGAAUCGGAAUCGGACUAUUAGACUUCCGGCGUGCUACCUUUUGAAUUCAGAAUUUGGGGAUGGAGGAGACUACCAGACAAAUUUGUUUCCCUACUGAUACUCAAUCUCCUGAUAUCAAGCUUGCUACUCUCCUGCUUGCUACCAUUCAGGAAGCUAAAGACCGGAUUCAGGAAACCAAACACCGGGUUUACCAGAUCGAAUAUGUCUUCCUUACUCAGCUAUACCCCUUAUUACAAUCCAAGUCCGAAACUCUCCAGAAAUUUCAAGAUGAGUGGAAAUCAAAGGAAGCUAAUCUCUUGCUUCAAAUUGAAACACUUCGAGCUGAAAACGAACUAAUCGUUGAAGAGAACCGCUCACUCAAGCUUGACAGGGAAGAGCUGUUCAGAGAAAAGGAAGACAUGAUAAACCAACUGCGAGAUGAAGUGACAGGCCUACAACUAAGGAGUGAUGAGCUGGAACAAAUGCUUGACCACAAGUGUAAGGAAGCCGAUGAGGGAAUGGAAUUGCGGAGUAGGUUGCUCGAAGAGGUUGAAUUGAAAGACAGUGUCAUUGUGAGUAAGGGAAAACAGCUGAAAGAGAGUGAAGAAAGUAGAAAUGUGCUUUCUGCGAAAGUGAGUGAUCUUGAAAAAAGAGCUGAUGAGCUCAAACAAAAUCUGUUCAAGAAGAUUGAGUUACAAGCUUCUGAGAUCGUGAACAAUGAAAAGCUUUUGAAGUAUCGGGAAGAAGAGAAAAAACUAAUGUUGACCAAAUUGAAAAAUGUGGAAGAAAAUGUUAGCCAGCUCCAGAAGGAGCUCCUAACAAAGAAUGAAGAAGUGGAAGAUUGUGCAAGAGAGAAAAAACUUCUUCUGAGAAAAAUGACUGGUUUAGAGGAGAAAGUUAAUGAGCUACAAGGGGAUCUCAGAGGCAGGGCCGGUGAAGGGGCCAAAAGAAGGGGUUCGACUGAAAAUUUACACCAACAGGUUGAAUCAAUAACCGCAGAUUUACUGACCGAGAGGAAGAAGUACGGGGAACUUACUGCUGCUUACAAAAGUCUAAAAUCUCAGCACACAUAUCUCCGCAGCAAAUAUGGUCUUACCAAGGAGAAUAUGCUCCCCCAUAAUAAACUGGAAGAUGAAAGUGAUUUAUUGAGAAAUGAUCAGAAUCCAUCAACAUUCCAUGAUCUUGAAGAUAAAAAUCAACAUGCUUCUCCAGCUGCUUGUAACAUAAAGAAAAUGAAGAAUGAAAUCAGUUUUAACAAUAACUUGAAUGAGGGCAAAGUACAAAAACCAAUUCAAGCAACAAGUCCUUUCUCUUCUACUUCUGUUUCACCCAAAUGUCCUUUCACUGUAAAAUCUGCUCCAGUAGCUGGUAGAAAGCGGUCUGCAUCGUCCUGGAUAGACACGAGAUCCCGCCAAGGCCAAAAUGGGACUGACCCACACGAUGAUUUUCUUGACACCCCGAUUGAGAACGUAAGAGCAAACUUGAAUAGAUCAACAAAGGAAAAAGUUACUGAUCUUCCAGUUCCAGUUCAAAAUGACUCAAAUUUAGGUAGCUCUGAUGAUGAAACACAGGAUGUGACUGCUGAUCAUCCUAGGCUACCAAAGCAGCAUAUGCCAGUUACAGUGGCUGGCAAAAAUGGUUUCAAGUAUGUGGAACCUGUAAGAAAGAGGGCUGAGCGGGAAAAUUUGAAAGGAGUUGAAUGCAAACAGUGCAAAAAGUUUUAUGAUGCUGUUCUUCCAGAUGAUGGUGGCAAGGACAAUGAUAAUAAUAAGCAUGAUUUCCGCUGUGAGCAUCAUGAAGGUGUUUCUCGACACAGGAGCAUAGGAUCGGGGAAAUGUCCCUAUUACUGUAUUAAUGGAGGUUGUCAGCUUUCAGUUUGGUCUCUGGGAAUUCAAACUGGUCUUUGGCACCUAUGGCCUAUGGUCAUUGGUGAGUGGAACUCACUUAUGCUUGUGAAACCAUGUUUAUCUUUGCUAUUAUGCUAGCAAAACCAUACAUACAUUUUUGUUCAAAUUCUUAAAAAGUUGGUUGUGCUUCUUUACUAUUAGGAGAUUGAACCCCAUUGUAUAAACUCUUUGCUAACUUUCUCCUGAAACUUUGAUUAAUUCUUAGUGAUGUUAAAUGGAAAACUCUCAGUACUGGGAGUUUUGGAAGUAAUUUAUUGCCUCCUUUAUAGAUUUGAAGAAGAAAUAUUAGACUGGCAGAAGCAUAGGACUGGGGAUUGGUCCCUUGGUCCCUACUGGUAUAUUUAAGGAGGUUGGUCAAGUAUAGAUUUCGCUGUUAAACUAUUGGGAUACAAGUUGCUAUCAGCUUCAUUUUGGUCUCUGAUAUUAAAGACUGGUCUUGAUCCUUAUGGGCUGUGGGGGGUGAGUGGAGCUCGCAUAUGCUAGUAAAAUCAUGCUUAUAUUUGCUAAUAUAUACUGACUACCGAGAGAAGUAAGGGUCUGAAGUCUGUGGUGGGGCAGUGUCCCAGACCGUCCCUGUGUGCAGAUUAAAUGUGAGAUAAUAAAGGAGGGAGGGAUAGCAGUAGGUAGUCUCAUAGAUCGGUAAUGUAUUGUUGCGUGAGACUUUGACCUCCAACUUCUGCAAUGUUACUUGCUACUACAUAUAUGUGCAGCAUAAAUGCAAUGCUGUGCUAUCAAGACAAUAAUGCAA